This is a messenger RNA of Saprolegnia diclina VS20, 2377 nucleotides long. RefSeq lists its product as hypothetical. Bases 51 to 2240 code for a protein of 729 amino acids. Gene Ontology annotation, molecular function: acyltransferase activity, transferring groups other than amino-acyl groups. Gene Ontology annotation, cellular component: membrane. Gene Ontology annotation, biological process: lipopolysaccharide biosynthetic process. The transcript has a single exon. Lineage: Eukaryota; Oomycota; Saprolegniomycetes; Saprolegniales; Saprolegniaceae. The record is from RefSeq and is a predicted model, not a curated record.
GUCCUAGCUGCCCACUUACCGCACCCGAAGUUGGCGCGGUUCGACCCUUCAUGAACCCAAGGAACGAGCCAAUCACACUCAACCAAGCAGAUGUUGACGCAAAAGCGAUCGCUCGCCAGCCGAGCUGCGAGCAGAAUCCCAUGGCCACCGAGUCGACGGCGCUCUUGGCGCCGCAUGCGAUCGCGUACCGCCCCGACAUUGACGGCCUCCGGUGCGUGGCCGUGCUGCCCGUCGUGCUCUAUCACGCGUACCCGACGCUCCUGCCAGGUGGCUUUACAGGCGUCGACGUCUUCUUUGUCAUUUCCGGCUUUCUCAUCUCGAGCAUUCUCUUCAAAGACUUUGCGAGCGGCAAAUUCAGCUACGAAACGUUCUACGUCCGCCGCGUCCGCCGCAUCUUUCCAAGCUUGCUCCUCGUCAUGGCCGUCGUGCUGAGCCUAAGCGUCGCCUGGUACCUCGCGCCGGCGCUCCGCGACAUGGCCGAGACGCUGUACGCCGGCGCGAUCUUUGGCGCCAACAUCCAAGUGCUCUCGCGGAACCAAGGCUACUUUGACGCAAGUACCAAGGAAAAUCCGCUCUUGCAUCUCUGGUCGCUCGGCGUCGAAGAGCAGUUUUAUAUGGUCUGGCCAAUCGUCGCGGCGUCGAUUGUGGCGCUGCCACGUACGUCUGCGCUCGCACUGCAGAUCGUAUUGGUCGUCGGCAGCUUCCUUUUGAACGUCGGCCUCUUGCACGCCGAGCACCCGUGGUCGUUCUACUUUCCGCUCUGCCGGUUUUGGCAAAUGGCCACCGGCGGUCUCGUCGCGUUCGUUCAGCGCCAGAAAGGUUUCGAAACAAGGUCUCCUGACAUGCUCUCUGUCCUUGGCGCAGGGUUGCUGCUCGUCGGCUACGCGUUUCUAAACGAAGCAAGUCCCUUCCCGGGGGUCUAUGCUCUCUUGCCGACGCUUGGCGCGGCCUGUCUCAUCGUCGCCGGCCCGUUGGCGCUCGUCAAUGCGCAAAUCCUCCAUCAAGCGCCGAUUAUCUUUGUCGGCAAGAUCAGCUACGCCUUAUACCUCUGGCACUGGCCGCUCCUCGUCUUUGCCAAAGCCCGCUACUCGGACGAUGCGUACCGUCCGUUCUACAUGCAGCCGCAUGUUCUACUGUUGCUUGCGUUUGGUCUGAGCGUCGCGACCACGUUCGGCAUCGAGAACGUCGUGCGCCGGCACCCAUCACCUCGCAUUGUACCGCUGCUCGCACUCGGUAUGGUUCUCAUGGCUGUCCUCGGGCUUGUCGUGUCCUUGUACCCAGCCUUCUUUUCGGGCCCAGCCCGCCUCGCUGCGACAGCACCGGUUGCCACAGCGACGUCCUUCGUCACAUUGGACGACGACGGGCAGCCCAACAUUAGUCGCAUGCCACGGCGUGAGCCCCCGACGGUCGCCAAGCUCCUCGCUGCUGACAGCGACUGGGCCCCCAAUGACGGCUAUAUCCCGCUAUCGCCAGGAUCGCCGUUUGGACCGUAUGACUAUGGCUGGGUGCUCAACCCAGGCGAUGACGACAACCUCGUCAUGGUUCUCGGGGACUCGCACGCCGAGAUGCUUCGUCCGCGCUUCAAGUUUCUUUACGACCAAGCGCGGCGCGUGGGAAAGCCGUUUCCGACGGUGGUGUUUUUGGCGCUGGGUGGCCACCCGCCGCUGGACUGCGUCGGCGACCACGCUGGUCAUGUGGCGAUCGUGACCCGUCUCCGGCCCAAGGCACUGCUCUACUCGAGCGACUGGCCGCAGUUCUUUCGACCAACUGGCGAGGCGCCGCACGACGUGCCACGUUGCUGCGCCGCGGGAUAUCGAGACGACUGCGCCUACCAGAGCUGGGGCGACGUAAGGACGCUGCUCCGAGCCUUUCAAGACGAAAUGACCCGCUUCCAGGACCUGGGCACCCACGUAUUUGCGUCCAGCUUGAACCCCGAAGGCCGUCGCUUCCACUACCGCAACAUGCUCCAGGGCGGUGACGUCCGAGCGAUCGCCCCCGUCCGGCUCUCGGCGUACCGCCACCAGCAUUCCCGACUGGUGUCGCUCCUCGAAGGCGCGAUUCGUGGCGCAAACGCGACGAUCGUCGACUAUGCACGCAAUCAGUGCUACAACGACGUGUGCGAAGUUGUGUCGACGGCCCGCGGCGAGCCGAUUCUCAAGGACAACGACCACUACCGACCGUACUACGCCAAGUACUACCUCAGCGUGCUGGAUCAAGUCGUCGAUGCAGUCUACAACUAGAAUCGAAUUGCUAGUUGUCAUUCCUUCCACGGCGACUGCGACUUUUCGUCCGAGUCUCUAUUGUGCGAUGUCUUUCCCGCUUGCAAGCAGAGUACAUGCGUUGACAAGACAGUUUGUCCAGUUUGAACGACAAGGGC